UAUAAAAGAGGAGAUUGGUUUGUAAGGGCGUCUUCUUCAUUAGAGUAAGAGUGUGGGAGAGAGAGAAUGUCAGACGAAGAACAUCAUUUCGAAUCAAAGGCAGAUGCAGGGGCCUCAAAGACCUAUCCGCAGCAAGCGGGAACUAUUCGUAAAAAUGGCUAUAUUGUCAUAAAGAGCAGACCCUGCAAGGUCGUUGAGGUUUCCACUUCGAAGACUGGAAAGCAUGGUCAUGCGAAAUGUCACUUUGUAGCAAUUGACAUUUUUAAUGGCAAGAAGCUCGAGGAUAUUGUUCCUUCAUCACAUAACUGUGAUGUGCCUCACGUUACUCGUACUGAUUAUCAGCUUAUUGACAUAUCAGAAGAUGGUUUUGUGAGUCUUUUGACUGAUAACGGCAACACGAAGGAUGAUCUGAAGCUUCCCACUGAUGAAAAUCUGCUCACUCAGAUCAAGGAUGGUUUUGGAGAAGGAAAGGAUCUUGUUGUGACUGUCAUGUGCGCAAUGGGAGAAGAGCAGAUCUGUGCUCUGAAGGACAUUGGGCCGAAGUAAAAUACCAUCCACAUCGUCUAUCUAGCUUAUGGUAAUUCCUCUUCUAAUAGACUAGCCAGGAUUUUGUCGGAUGUCCGCCAUGUGGGUGCUAUACGGACCAUUAAGACGAUUUUAUAGCUGUGUGGUCGAGAUAUUUUUAGCCUUCUGAUAUCCAAGUGAUGUGGCUGUGAUCCCUAUAAGUAGGGAAUUGGUGGGGGACAGCACAUCAUGAAUUUCAGUCCAUAAAGAGUCCAGUCCUCAGAUUUUACUGUUUUUUUAAAUUUCCUUGGAUUUUACUAGCUGCGUAUGUAUUCUUUUCAAGCUGCUGAUUGAUAAGUUCUCUUAGUUUGAUUAGGGACCUGUUUCUCAACUGCUGUGAAUGUUUGGAGUUAAUGUAUAUUUUUUGUUUGAUAA
Magnolia sinica is the source of this 939-nucleotide messenger RNA. RefSeq names its product eukaryotic translation initiation factor 5A-2-like. The coding region runs from base 67 to 546 and encodes 159 amino acids. The record is from RefSeq and is a predicted model, not a curated record. Lineage: Eukaryota; Viridiplantae; Streptophyta; Magnoliopsida; Magnoliales; Magnoliaceae. Gene Ontology annotation, biological process: positive regulation of translational termination; positive regulation of translational elongation. Gene Ontology annotation, molecular function: RNA binding; translation elongation factor activity; ribosome binding. The transcript is spliced from 5 exons.